Messenger RNA from Papaver somniferum (opium poppy), 1692 nucleotides. RefSeq names its product phytolongin Phyl2.2. The record is from RefSeq and is a predicted model, not a curated record. Gene Ontology annotation, cellular component: membrane. Lineage: Eukaryota; Viridiplantae; Streptophyta; Magnoliopsida; Ranunculales; Papaveraceae. The coding region runs from base 488 to 1240 and encodes 250 amino acids. The transcript has 2 exons.
CUUGUUAUUCAGUUUUUUCCGUGUAAUUCGUUGCAUUCAAGAGCAGGCAGAAAGAAAGAAAGAAAAAAGAAAGAGGACGUUCAAUUCCUCACUAACACGUAUUCUCUCUUCUUCCUUCCCAUUUCUUCAAAUGAAAAUUAUUCAUUCCCUAGAUUCCUUCAUUUCGUAAUCCUAGAUUUCUGAUUUUAGACAUUCCUUCCCUUUCUCAUUCAAAGAUUUCAAGCUUCCCUUUCUCAUUCAAAGAUUUCAAGUAUUGCAUGAACGACCACACCAAAUUCAUUCCAUUGGUAUUUAUUCCAUCUUGCAAUCAAUCAACUUGAUUGAUAGCUGGGUUUGGUCGUUGUUUAUCUGGGUCAAAUUCCGCAGUAGGUAUUCUUUUCUGUAGAAUUUGAUUGCUUGAAAUCUCACUGCUUUCCUAGAAGGAUUAGGUGAGUUUUUCUUUUUAUCCUUGAUUUGAAUUUGAAUAUUGUAAUUUUUCGACUGAUUGAUGGUUUCGGAUCGGAAUUUGGUUCUUUAUGCUUGCAUUUCCAAAGGAAAUACCGUUCUUGCCGAGUUCAGUUCCGGCGAUCUUGAUUUACAAACCAAAGCAUUACGAUGUCUUGAAAAAGCACCUGAUUAUCACAUUACCUACAGUCACACCGUUAGAGAAAAGAUAUACAGCUUCUUGAUGGAAGAUCCAUUCGUAUAUUUUGCAAUUGUUAAUGAAGAAUUCGGUAAUUUACAGAGUUUUCAGUUCUUGGAUUGUGUUAAGCAAGCAUUCUCGAAAAUCUUGGAGAUGAAAGAUGUAAAGAGGUUUGAAAUUCUUACUUCUCAUUGUUUUCAUGAAGAAUUCAUCCCUAUUUUUCGUAGUUUAAUGGGAUAUGAGUGUAAAUCCAAUGAAUUUCAAUCUAGUAUUAUGUCAGCGGGAGAUUUAUGUAAUGAUAGUCACAAUUCAAGAUCAAAACAUAGUGAACAUCUUAGAAAGAAGAAAAUUUCGGGUGAAAUGGAUGACGAGAGAAGUGAAUUGCCGGUUGAAAACAAAGUGGAUUUAUCGUGUGAUGAUGAUGUUAAUUUAACACGUGAAUUCUCGACGUCUUUAUUGAAAUCUGGUUCAUAUAUGAGAAAUAAUGGAUAUUUACAUGCCAAGAAAAUGUGGAGAAGACAUGUUUGGACUGUGUUGUUAAUAGAUCUUAUGAUAUGUUGUGUAUUAUUCGGGGUAUGGUUAUGGAUUUGUAGAGGGUUUGAAUGUAUUGCUAGUUGAAUCGAUUACAUUUGAAGAUUUGUUCUGGAUGAAUCGAGGAUGUAUUAUUGAUUAGUUUUAUGACUGAAGAUUAGCAAGUAUGGUCCUAUAAAUCUCGUUAUCUUGUCUUGUAAAUUUCCUCAGUGUGAUGAGUUGUUGGAGACAAUUGGGCAGAUUAUUAACACCUGAACGUGAGAUGCUUGGUGUGGAUGGAAACUUUCUCACAUUCUCUUCAGCAUAAUUUGGAUGCAAGGAAAUGUUUUGAGAAACAAGAGAUGAAUUGGUAGAGUUGACUCCAAAGCAUUGUAUCUGAAGUUGCCGAUUGCUGACUUUUAAAUGUGCUAGAAGGGGAAUAUGAAUUUCACAUUGCGGCACCGAAACAAAUUUCCGUUGUUUGUACUUUGUUUAUUACCUUUUGAAAUAAGAUUGCUUUUGUACCAUUAUAUCUAUAUACAUCCUUUGUGGUGAGAACU